AGGGUUGCUGUUCUUGCUAGGGUUGCUGCGGCGGCUUGAGUGACGUAGGGAUACUGUUAAUGCGUUCUCGGGUCGCUCGGCAUACAGUAUCCCCUGGCUUUUGUUUAGUGCGAGUGCUUUUUCUGCUUUUCGUUCCGGGUGCCCUACCUCCGCCCGCACGUGUCUUCGCAGCCUGCAAACCAUGAAUCUCAACCAUCCAUUACUCAUCCACUUGACCCCGUCCUAGUCGCCAUGGAAAUUUCGACUUCAUCGCGGCGCGCCUUCGUACCGCGCGCUACAGGCGAGCCUGCCUCCUCUCUCGCAUCUCUCCCCACUGUCGCCUCCGCACCUCCCACCGCCGCUUCCGGCGUCUCUGGCGCCGCCUCUAGGGAAGAUUCCGUCGCCGCGGCGUCGAAUCCCGGAUGCUCUAAUCCGGGCACGCGGUGGCGGGCAGCCGGGCAGCGAAAGAAAAAGCCGCCGAGGACCGUAGGGCAGGGGAAACGGGCAGCAGAAGAGAUGGAAGAGGAUAGCGAGGGGGAGAGCGAGGGGGAAGAGGAGGAGGGAGCAGAGGGAGGCGAGACGAAAAAGCAAACAAGAAACGGGGCUCAAGUGCGGCCAUUCCUUUCACCUGGACUGCAUCGGCUCCGCCUUCAACGCCAAGCGCCGCAUGCAGUGCCCCAACUGCCGCAGCGAGGAGCACGGCCACUGGCUCUUCGCGUCCGGCCCCUCGGGCCCCUCUCGCCCGCCCCCGGCUCUGCUGCUGACAUUGCCGCUGCUGCCAUUUCUGCUGGCUUGGAUGCCGCUGCUGUGGCUGAUUUCGCUGCUGCAGCGGGGGUGGAGGGGUCGUUGGAGGAAUACGCGUUUGAGGAGGAUCCGGAGCUGUUUAUGAGGCAUGUGCAUGAGGUGGACCUGCCCGCUGCCCCCUCCGUCUCCCUCCUUGUGUCCCAAUCCAAUCUCUUCCUGCUAUAUACCCAUGUGUCCACGACGACCCAGCUCUACGAGCCAGGCCCGUUCAUCUUCACGCGGCACGGGUUGAGUGCUGCAGACGUGGAGAUGUAUCACAAUGCCGGUCAUUCGUCUCAUGCAGGUUACACGGGCGCCUAUGGCGCCUCUCUCCCGUCGGUCCAUCUUUGGACGCGGUACGACCCCCAUCGAUACAAUCACCACCAGCUUGAGCAUGCCAUGCAUGUCAUGCCAUCGAUUCCUGAUGAUGCUCGUCUCUUUGGUUGGCGUGCAGGUGGGGGAGGAGGAGGUGGAGAAAGAGGAGGAGAAGGAGGAAGAGGAGGUAGAGGAGACGCUGCAACUGCCGGGGUAGAGGGAGGGGGAGGAGGGUGGCAGGAAGUGAAUACAGGCGCUGCAAGGGAAGGACGGUGGCUGGGAGCAGGAAGAAUCGGAUGGGAAACCGAUCCUUCCAACCCCGCCCUUCCCCUCAACCCCUCCUAUUCUCCGUAUCCCUCCAACCCUUCCCAUCCCGCCAGUUCUUCCCACCCCCUCCCUCCGCCUACCCAUCCGCAUGCCUCUGGGUGCCCCUACCUUGCGGCAGCAGCUGCUGCAUACUCUGCUGCCCCACCCCCUUCCUCUUCCCAUUCCGUUCACCCUCCUCCCUCUGCCUAUGGCGCUGGCCUCUCCUCCUUGGCACAACCAUCAGGACCACAACCGCAUCCUCCCCCCCUCCCUCGUGCACAUGCCCCCUCUGCCCCCUCUGCUCCCUCGGCUCCUUUUUACCACCCGCUCUUCCCCUCCCCUUCCCACCAGCACCAGCACCAGCACCAGCACCACCCCCUAGCCCACCGCACGCACCACCAUCCGUCUUCCUACCCAUCCGCCCCGGGCGGGGUUUCUGGGGCAAAUGCCGGCCAGCCUAUGGAGUGGGACAAUGCCACCCCUGCUGCUGCCGCCGCUGCCGCUGCUGCUGCUGCAGCUGCCACUGCUGGUGCUCUUGCUGCUGCUGCCACCGCUGGUACUGCUGGCGGUGGUGCUGCUGCUGGCGGUGGGGGUGUUAACGAUGCAUGGGGUGCGCGUGCUGCAGGGGGCGCUAGGCCCUGGUGGCAGGAGGGCUUUCCUCCCUCUAGCAUACCGCGAGGCAGGAGAAGGGUGGGAGUGUGGGAGGGAAGACCAGUACUGGCCGAUGGUGACUAUAACGAAUGGAUGAGGGGAACGAGGGAGCGGGAACUCGCGCCCGCCCCUUCCUCCCUCUCUCCACCACCCCCUCCUCCUCUCGAUCCCUCUGCACCUCUCUCCCAUCCUCUCCAGCGCGCCAUGGCUCCUUCCUCUCUUCCUUCUCCUCCCCCCCCAUCCGCCUAUUACUCUCGCACACGUUCCUUGCCGCCGCAGCAGGCCAACUACACAGCAUCAGGCGGCGCAGAGAUGGAGAGUCGUGGCUUCUCGGCAUUUCCCCAUGAGGCAGGGGCUGUGGGAGGGAGAGCGGGUGUGGGGGGGAGAGGGGGUAGGGAGGGUGGUUCGGGAGGGGGUGAGGUGGGAGGGUGGAGCUGGGGGUCAGAAGCGGGAGAAGGAGCAGCAGGCGUGGGCAGCGCCGAUGGUGCCAGUGCUGGUGCUAAUGCUGGUGCUGGUGGCAGUGGUAGCGGUGGUACGAGUGCGGGCAAUUGGCGGUGGCAGGCCGAGUCCCCAGGCGUGCUCUCUCAGCAUGGUCACUUUACCGCACCUCCUGGUGCCAAUCCUCCUUCCUGCACUCCUCCCUCCACUGCGUCUCCACCCGGUCACUUGCCUCUCUUUUCUGUGCCGUCCCUGCCGCAAGCCCCAGGGGCCUCGCCUUCGCCCUCUUCGACCGUGCAAGCUCCAGGAUCCUCCUCCUCGUUGGCCUCGCACGUCCCGCGAGUCUCUCGAAUGCGUUAUUCCCAGCGUCCAGGGCCCUUCGCUGGCGGGGCCCCUUUCACCCCAGCGGCGGCUGGUUACCCUAGGGAGCCUGCUGGUUACUCUGGGGACCCGUCUACCCCCGCCGGUUUCUCCCCGGAUCCGUUCGCCUCUUUUGGGCUCAUGGGAAACGCCUCUGCUGCUGCACCUUCCCCUGGGCCUGCACCCCUCUCUCUGGCUUCUCCCUGCCCUCCUGCGUCCACGGGGCCAGCAGCAAGAGCAGGAAGAGCAGCAGGGGGGAGGACGGACAUGGGAUCGUCAGGGCAGAGGCAGCCAGAGGUGAUCGAGUUGGACGAUGACUCGGACAUGGAAAGGGGACCUGGAGGGUGGGGGGGGCGAGGGGGAGGUGGAGGAGGAGGAGGCGGAGGCGGCGGAGGAGGCGGGACAGCAAGGUGGGGAGGAGGGGAGUGGGAAGGGGCGUGGAGGGUUGAGGCAAGAGCAACAAGGCAUGAGGAGGGAUGGCACGGGGAGGCGGUGGGGGGAGGGCAGGGCAGGUCGUUUCUAAACCCGCUGGCUGCUCCGUUCAGCAGUCAUGGGACAGUUGCAGGUGCAGGGGGCAGCAGAACACCCAACCCCCAUCCCAACCUCAGCUCCAAUCCUAACCUGGACCCACACCGUAGCUCGAGCUUCAGGCAUGGGGCCAUGAAUAGGGGUACAAUGCCAGGAGGAGCAUCCAGUGGUUAUGCUGAUGCUGGUGCUGCCGGUGCUGCCGGUGCUGGUGCUGGUGCUGGUGCUGGUGCUGGUGCUGGUGCUGGUGCUGGUGCUGGUGGGCGUUUGAGUGCUGCGCCUGCGUCAGCAAGGGGGUGGAUGGCACGUGGGCGUCCCACAGGACUGGCAUCAUCGCUGUUUGAGCCUCAGGGGAACGAGUUCCGAUGCCUGCUGUGCCCGCCCUCCUCCUCCUCCGUUGCCUCCACGUACACACGCCACCCCUCCCUCCUCCCUCACCGCACCCACUUCCCUGACCUACCUCGCCUGAGGGAUCACAUGCUGUUGCGACACGGCAUCGACCCCAUGCCUACCCAUGCCCCUCUCGCCCUGCUCUGACCUGCCCUCUUCCACCGCACAGCACCACCUGCCACCCCUCCCUCCUCCCUCACUGCACCCUCUUUUUUCUGAUGUGGCUUGUUAACAAAAUCAUAUGCAACUCGGCAUCGAACCCAUGGCGGCUAACGCUCCUCUGGCCUUGCUGUGACCUGCCCUUCUCCAUCUCUCAGCACCGCUCUGGAUAUACUCUAAACCCGAAACCUUAAACCCGAAACCCAUGCACUGUUAUCCGCCCUCCCUCCUCCCCCACUGCACUCUCGUCUGUGGCAUGGCUUGUUCCAGAGACCGCAUGCUGCUGUGCCAUGGCAUCGGCGCCUCGGCAUUGGCGCCAUGGCAUGGGCGCCAUGGCAUCGGCACCAUGCCUGUCCAUUCCCCUCUAGCCUUCCUCGAAGGUCAAUACACCCCUUUGAAGCACCCCUCGGCACCGCUCUCCAUCUCUCUCUCCUGCACGACACCCUCUCCCCUGACAAGGCUUGCCUGAGAGACCAGACAAGGUCUGCAAGCCAGCAACGUGGCAUCAUUGACACUAUGGCUACCCAUGGCAAGCAUGCAACAUGGCAUCACCCAUGCCAUGGCUACCAGUGCUGCCCCUUCCAACUAUCCACCACUCUCCACCACUCAGCACCCUCCUUGUUUUGUUCAACACUGCCGUGUUUAAAGAACAUCCCAGGUACUGUAGCUGCUUCUUUUUCUUCCCAAGAAAUAACUGUGUUCUUCUCUGUGUUGUGUGGACGACUCAUCGUUUGUCUUAGUGUAUGUGUGAUGCUGGUGUGCUGCCGUAUGUUACACUUGAGACGUUUUUCCUUAUCCUCUGUACAUAUGAUGCUACAGCUGUAGAAUGGGGUUUUAAUAUC
Molecule: messenger RNA, 4748 nt
Organism: Closterium sp. NIES-67
Lineage: Eukaryota; Viridiplantae; Streptophyta; Zygnematophyceae; Desmidiales; Closteriaceae
Source: the annotation of a GenBank genome assembly